This is a messenger RNA of Danio aesculapii, 1108 nucleotides long. RefSeq names its product protein phosphatase 1, regulatory (inhibitor) subunit 14Ba (gene ppp1r14ba). The record is from RefSeq and is a predicted model, not a curated record. Gene Ontology annotation, molecular function: protein serine/threonine phosphatase inhibitor activity. The coding region runs from base 180 to 572 and encodes 130 amino acids. The transcript has 5 exons. Gene Ontology annotation, biological process: regulation of phosphorylation; innate immune response. Gene Ontology annotation, cellular component: cytoplasm. NCBI's taxonomy places the organism in Eukaryota, Metazoa, Chordata, Actinopteri, Cypriniformes, Danionidae.
GCGGCGCCCACAAGCUGUUCUGUGACAAUUGAUGGAGCGAUUUGGGGAAGAUGGACUUUGAUAAACCGCGGCCACACAAUUAGUUUAAUGAAUUCCUCAGUUUUCUAAGCUCUUUGUAUGCCUGAUCUCAGUCUACCGUGGCGGACUCCUUGCAAACUAAAGCUUUUUUAUUAGGGACAAUGGCAGCGGUAACGAGUCCGGAAACGACACCUCAACCCCGGGUCUAUUUUCAAACACCUCCCGGUACCGAAGAAGAAGUGCCACAGAAGCAAGGACGAGUGACCGUAAAAUAUGACAGAAAAGAGCUGAGGAGGAGGCUGAAUUUGGAAGAGUGGAUAGUUAGCCAGUUAAUGAAUCUAUACGACUGCGAGGAGGAUGAGGUGCCUGAGCUGGAAAUAGAUGUGGAUGAACUUCUGGAUUUGCCCAGCGACGUCGAGAGAGCCAUUCGAGUGAAGAUGCUGCUGGUCGACUGUUAUAAGCCUAAUGAUGAUUUCGUGGCGGCGCUGCUGGAGAAGGUGCGGGGGAUGCAGAAGCUCAGCACCCCUCAGAAGAAAGGCGAUCUGACACCAUGAGUUCACCACAGCUCCUCCAAACACCACCAAACCAACCUGUCACUCCAAACCCAGAGGAGCGAAGCAGGCAUGCAGACCCAACCACUAAACCACAGCGUCUGUCAAAUGAAGAUCAACGAUACGAGUCCAGCCAAGCCAAUCUCAGCCACAGGUUGACCACCCCAAACUCUUUUUACUUCGUCUUAGUACUGUUUCAGCAUAUAUUACAUGUAGAGAGUGUGCUAGUGUCCCCCCCUUUAGUCUAAAACUCCCAUUGUGAUUUAGGGCAAGGAGUCGAAUGGUUGAUGUUUCACUGUUCACUAAUACACUUCUUAUUUUCCAACCACGUGACUUGGCUUGAUGUGUCUGUCUGUAAUCAAGUAGGAAAUUAGAACAAAGCUGAUUUCUUUUCACCCUCUUUUAUGUUUGGGUCAGUCUCUCACAUCAGCUGUCUUAAAGGCGAAAUGAUUUUUUUUGCAGGCCAGCAAAUAGUUGUAGAUGUGGGGAUUCAGCUUUUGGAGCGUGUUGAUGUAUUUUGGGUAGGGGAAGGGGGGGGG